AUGUCCGAGAAGAUCAAAGAAGCAGUGCUUGCUGAGGCCAAAAGCACUCAGGCAAUUGCUCAAGAUGUGAUCACGUCAGGCGCAUACUUGUAUCCAUUUAAGGGCAUUGUUUACUUUGCAACCCAUAAAGACCUCUGGCGCCCUUUUAUCUCUCGCGCCGGCCGAACUAUCUCGCUGGGACUAGGUGUCACGAGUAUCAUGUUCUUCUUCACGUACGUGCCGCAGAUGGCCAUAAUGGCCUUCACCAGUGGCCCAUUGGCUGCUAUUUCAGCGGCGAUCCUCGUUCUUAGCGAAAGUUCCACCAUAACAAACGUCCUCUCGCGCUCAUUUCUCGUCGAAGAAGCCCUGAUCGACACCUUCGAUGGCACCCUGGUCGCGCGUGACCAGGAGCCACUCGUAACACAAGGACGCCAGAUGAAGCCCCGAUCGGGAGGAAAAGAUGCGAUGGCCAGACUAGGUAAGGUUAUCACUCGACCUCUUGCACAGUUGAACCCACGGGCGCUGUUGCGAUCGUUGCUCUACCUGCCCCUGAACCUCAUUCCUGUGGUCGGGACGGUGUUGUAUAUCUUCAUGCAGGGGAAAAGAGCAGGACCGGUGCUUCAUGCCAGAUAUUUCCAGCUCAAGGGCUGGGAUUAUACAAUGCGAGAGGAGUGGGUGAAGAACAACCAGGCUGCGUACACUGGAUUCGGAAUUGCGGCUUUUGUUUUAGAAAUGGUACCAUUCGCCUCGAUUCCAUUUUCGUUCACGAACACUGUUGGCGCAGCUCUCUGGGCUGCAGAUUUGGAGAAGGCAAACAAGUAG
Molecule: messenger RNA, 801 nt
Organism: Penicillium vulpinum
Lineage: Eukaryota; Fungi; Ascomycota; Eurotiomycetes; Eurotiales; Aspergillaceae
Exons: 3
Coding region: 1-801 (266 amino acids)
Cellular component (GO): lipid droplet; prospore membrane; ascospore wall
Source: RefSeq, a predicted model, not a curated record